Molecule: messenger RNA, 2849 nt
Organism: Cladophialophora immunda
Lineage: Eukaryota; Fungi; Ascomycota; Eurotiomycetes; Chaetothyriales; Herpotrichiellaceae
Exons: 2
Coding region: 77-823 (248 amino acids)
Biological process (GO): regulation of transcription by RNA polymerase II
Cellular component (GO): mediator complex; core mediator complex
Molecular function (GO): transcription coregulator activity; RNA polymerase II cis-regulatory region sequence-specific DNA binding
Source: RefSeq, a predicted model, not a curated record
UGAAUCUGUCCCUCCUCCAUCAACUGGCCACUUGAAUCAACAACAUUACUACGACGUUCGAACUCGACUCGACAUUAUGGCUGAACUCACGACAGACCAGGUCAGAUCUUUGGAUCAAACACGUCAAAGACUUCUAGCUCUCCACAAGUCAUUGGUUGCUUUGGGAUCAGAGCUUGUGACCCAAAACCAACUCCCUUCCUGGCCAGCCCUUCAACUGCAUGCAAACCUCGUCUCCAACAAUCUACAAACCAUUGUUUCUCAGCUAGCAGAGCACCGAGACACAUAUCAAUCCACCGUUGCGUUUCCCACCCCCAAAUUUCCGGGUACCCAACGAGCCUUCAUUCUCGAGACUCUCCUUCGAACAAAGCUAGAACCCAACGUGGAAGAUUGGGUCGAGGAAGGCGAGAACAUCAGUGCACAACAGCGCAAAGCCACGUUUCUAGGGCUGUCGGACGACGACCGUAACGCUCUUUGGCAAUGGGCUCCGGGGGCAGCAAAUGGUGCAGCUCGGAAGCAGAAAUGGGGUGCAGAUUUCACUCUAGAGGAAAAACAGAAAGGCGUAGAGAACGUGGCCACGGGACUUCGCAGGCAACUGAUCGAACCUCCCGAUGAUGAGGGCGAUGAAGGACCUGAAGAGGAGGAAGAGGAGUAUGAGGUCAGCGACGAGGAGGAUGAAGAUGAGGAGGCAGACAAAAUGGACAUUGAGAAACAACCACCAAAGUCCGAGGCCAGCCCAGCUUCUACAGACACCAGAUCCGCUUUGCCGACCGCAGGCCAGAUGAACCUGGAAACGCUCCACAAAUUCAUGACCACUGGACGGUGACCGCUGCUCUGACAGUAUUAAAGGUACACCCAGAAUCAAGACACGAUGCUUGUCCAACUGGAGAACCCGACCUUGCGUCCCACCCCAGGCUCAGUCGCUCCCUGCCCUUGCGCGCCUAUGGUCGAAUCGUGCAACCAGAGGAAAUUCACCCACUCGCUGUCAUCCAUGCCGAGAAUCAUAUCUCUAUGCACUCUCCAUUCCACGGUCACAUUGACACUCGACAAGGACGAUCUGAGCGCCUGCUCAAAGCCGUUUCUCUCAAUCUCAGUGAUCUGCGUUGCAACAGACACACUGGACUCGAUGACAAUGGUUAAUUUCCGAAGGGAUUGGAGGAAAGCCAGGCCCUCAGUGACCCACGUUGCCGCACAGGCGAACGCAGUUGCAGGACAAUCUUGAGAAAAGGGAGCGACGCUCAGUAUGUGCAGCAACCCCACCAUCGAGUCCGCCUGCGCCAACAGCAGAUCUCGUGUGGUGAUAUGGACUGUCAGUUCUGUCAAGCGGCUAUCGCUGGUCGCGUUGUCCAAGUCCUUUCCAAGUGUUUGGCCGACUUUCCCUUCCUCACCCCCGCCGAUUUCAAUAUCUGCACCACCGCCGCUCUGCUCCAAGCCGCAGUCAACCCCUGUCUCCGUGGCGCCGGCUAUUGACCUGAGAAUCGACCUCAAGGACCAUGCUUCCGUCACACUCGCAAGCAGGUGCAGCUCCAGCUCUCGGAUUGCUCGUCGUUGAAAUGGCUUCAGUGCGUCCAAGAAACGCUUUGUUGCCGAGGUGUUCGAUCCCAUGGUUGCUGGACAUUUGACGCAGUUGACUUGGAGAGGCAUCAGACGUGUCUCCCAGUAAAGUUGGCGGCAGAGAAGAAGCGGCUGCAUAAUGUUAUUGUUUGCGGCGUGGGUGCUCGACUUGCCACUUGAGACCUUGUAUUGGUCUCCCACCAUGCCGAGAAGCCUUGAGGGAGAGCACGCUUGUUGGGGUGGGAAGUUCUCAGACGAGUCCAUGAACACAUACUGGAACACCUUCUGCCUGAGCUCAGACGGGAGACUGAGGAGCGGUGACAACAACAACGCUCCGGCUGCCGUCCAAGCUGUGUUGUCAUCCUUCAUCUGACGUUGCUGUUCACGAUGAAAUUGCUCAUUCUUUCCACUAGCUGGCGGUUGGUCUUGAACAUGCGCAAGCAUCGACUCGUCUGAAUCAUGAACCAUCUUGCUGAGCUGGAGGCUUUCGGCCAACGUGAACCUUUGUGACUCUUCGUGGGUUGGAGUCACGGGAGACAAGAGGACUAGGAUGGGAGCUGAAGACAGGACGCUCAGCAAGAUAGAGGACGACUAUCUGGCACCAAAGGCGAAAACCAAGCAAUCAAUUCGCCAGAUACUAUAGAAGAGUGAGUGAGAAUGGCAGGACUCGGCACACCGCAUCCUUUUACUUUCCAAGAUGGCAGUACAAUGCGAGGUUGAUUUCAGGCAGAGCAUCGGUUGCUAUGUGGGUGGGUCGCAACACUGACCGGCUUGUACACCAUAUUCACCUCGGCUGCAUUGCGGGUUCCUCCACAAUUGUAUGGGAUGUUCUCAGCGCUGUAUCUCUGGAACAGGGACUGUAUAUUGCAGCAGCGGAGGACGGCGAACUGGAGCACUUAGUCAUGGCAAGCGAGAUCCUGGGCAGUCGACAGCUUGACUGAUCCUGACGAAGACGGAGAAAGGGUGGAGGCGUAUAGCUUCUACAGGCAGGUGGAGAGAGCGUGAGAUUUGCCUGGGAACGAGGCUGUGUGGAUGAGGCACAUGGAGGUGACUACAUCGUAUCCUCUGGCUAUAUUGAGUAUAACAUUUGUAUUCUACUACAUCCGUUCGGUACCUACGAACCGAUUCGCCAGACGGUGGAAAGGUCGCCGCCGCCCCUUGGACGUAAUUAGACUCGACCAGGUGCGAGCAGCACUUGCCUUACAUCAGCUUACUGGUUACGGUCACAGUUUGACUGCGACACACACCGUUAUAUGACAUCGGGAAGAUGAGGCUUUUACACGGGACCAGACUAUAAU